UCGGGAAGAUCUUGAUUAUUUCUCAGAAAUUGAGUAUACUCCUCGAAUAUCUCUAUCGUGUUGUACAUAGUAUCUAUAUGUUUAGUGUCCAAGUCAUCAUUCUCACUUUCCUGUCCCGUAUUUCGCCCCGUUAUCUUCAUAGCCUCAGCCUCAGGGCUUAGAAAGUUACUAGAUGACAACAACAGGCACAGGCUCAAGAGAUACACUUCCAAGUGAAGCAUUAUUUAAGUUAGACGAAUGUUAAAAGGUUUUUGAAAAAUAAAUUACUCAAACAUAACAAUAGGACUUAUAUAAUAUAUUUUAAAAACGUAGUUCUGUUGUUUUUGGGUCUGGUGAACGCACAUAUAUGAUGGAUGAUGUUCAUCUUUCGGGGCUUUACUAUUUUUUGUAUAAAGUAUAAUCGUCUAUUUGUUUACAGCGGUAUAACCUUGAACUUUGACAAACUAUAUAGAGAAACAGCUGACAGUGAUUUCUUAAAUGACAAAUGACAGACCAUGCCUCCCAUCAAAUUGAGGUUAAAAGGGCUACCUGGAUAUGGGUAUUUUCAAAUAUAAAACUGACACUUAUAAAAGAUUUCAAUAUGCAAUUGUGUUAAUAAUCUAAGAAAUAUAUAACAUACGAUUAAACAAAAUAGUGAAUUAUGUACCUAAUCAUUUAUGUGCCAGGCAUUCAAAUCUUUCAAGUCUAGUAUUUCAGAUUUUGACGUUGACUUUUAUCUGAAUGACAGUUAGAAACACCGACUUUGCCGAAAAUUACGAAAAUUUUGACAAUAACCACAAAACUUUGUAUUUAUAAAAUAUUCGAGGGCAAAAGUAACAUAAAUAGUGUUGAAGAAAUCGGCAAUCUAAUAAGAGUGGUUAAAACCACUCUAUAACCUAAAAUGUAUCGUGUACCGGUUAAAAGUGGAAUUAGCUUGCAGCGGCUCUUGGUUCGACAGAAACAUUCGAGUUGUUCCAUAAGGAGUUCUUUUAUAGAAUAUUUUGAAGUAAAUCAUGGGCACAAACAUGUUAAAUCGAGCUCUGUUGUCCCGCUGUACGAUCCCACCGUGCCCUUCGUCAAUGCUGGCAUGAAUCAGUUCAAAGGAGUGUUCCUUGGCAAAGUGGCUCCCCCUUGUGCUAGAGCUGUGAACUCGCAAAAAUGUGUGAGGGUAGGUGGGAAGCACAAUGAUCUGGAUGUAGUUGGCACUGAUGGUCACCAUCACACCUUCUUUGAGAUGCUUGGCAAUUGGUCAUUCGGAGAUUAUUAUAAGAAAGAAGCCUGUGAGAUGGCAUGGCAACUGUUGUUGGGACCAUAUGGAUUGAAACCAGAAAACUUGGUGGUCACAUACUUCUCCGGAGAUGUAGCAAUAGGACAAAAGAUGGACACAGAUUGCAGGGAUAUCUGGAGAAAAAUUGGUGUAGCAGAUAGUCGGCUAAUGGCAAGAGGUGCCAGAGACAACUUCUGGGAGAUGGGCACAACGGGACCAUGCGGACCAUGCACCGAGAUACACUUUGUAAAUCCAGACGGAUCACUCACUGAAAUCUGGAACCUUGUCUUUAUAAAUUCUUUCAGAGAUGACAACGGCAAAGUGAAUAGUUUGGCGAAGUACCACGUCGAUACCGGCAUGGGUCUAGAACGUAUGGCCGCCAUCCUGCAAGGAGUUCCUUCUAAUUACGACACAGACUUAUUCCAGCCGCUCAUCAAAGCUAUUGAGAAGAACAGUAAAGGAGUGUCUCCGUACGGUGGUAGCUACGCUCCUGAUGCAGUACUGGACGCUGCCUACCGAAGACUGGCAGACCAUGCUAGGAUGAUCGGCGUCUGUCUUGCUGAUGGAGUCUUUCCAGCUACUAGCUUAAACUUAAAACAAAUAAUGAGGAAAUCGUUCAAAAUAUCGACCGAUGUAUUUCAAAACCCCAAACUGCCCAGGAUCCUAUAUGAUGAGGUUGUUGAGACCCUGGGCACGACAUACCCGGAGUUAGUGACAAAGGAAAUCGACGCUAAGCUGAUCAUAGACCAUGAGGAGCAAGGGUAUGCAAAGAUGAGGUCUGGACUGAAGAAGAAGAUGAGGGAUCUGGUGAAACAGUACCCUGAGGUGGAAACCUUGAGUGAUGUGGAACUGCCAGGGUUUGUGCAAGGAUAUAAGGAGCUUAAAGAGACAAUGGCCAAACAAAAAUCGACCGAAAUACCAGGGGAUUUAGUCUUCAAAUUGUACGAUACGCACGGCUUACAAGAAGACUUGAUCAAACGCAUAGCCGACCUGAACAAAUUGAGUAUUGACAACAAAGGUUUCUGGUCACUCUUGGCGAAACAUAAGGCGAGACACAAGACCGCUAUCAAAGAGCAAGAUAACAGGGGCCAGUUAUUCGACGAAGCCCUAAAAAACCUUCGAAGCAACGGCUACGUCAACACAAACGACCAACCGAAAUACGAUUACAUACAAAAAGAACAAAAAAUAGAAUUCAAAACUUUAAAAACGAAGAUAAUAGGCAUUUUGAAUGAGGAUCUAGAUUGGAUCGAUUUCUUGGACCCUUGCAGCGACCGACCUUAUUACAUAGUGACCAAAGACACGAACUUUUACUGUGAAGAAGGGGGUCAGGAAGCUGACAGAGGCGCCAUCUAUUUUAACCAAAACAUGGUUAUGGAGGUGGACAGUGUUUUUAAGUUACAAGACUUUGUGUUCCAUAAGGGUCAUUUUUUGUUAACGAAUGAGAAAAAAACGAAUUGUGUGCACUGUGAUAUGGAUGUGGAAUUGGAGAUUGAUGAAGAACGGCGUCUGAAGCUGAUGCAGAAUCACACUGGAGUCCAUCUGCUAAAUGCUGCGGUUCGAAGGGUUCUGUCGAAGAGUGCGAUCUGCCCUACUGGAUCCAGUGUGACGGAGAACGGAUUAUCCCUCAAUCUGUCUGUUUAUGGAGAGAAGCUGUCGCAUAAAGUGAUGAUGGAUGUACAAGAUCUUAUUAGGGAAUCAAUAAAAUGCAACGCGCCUAUAGACACGCGUAUCGUGGACAGUGUUCAGCUGUCCCGGGAACCCGGGGUGGUGACUAUCCCGGGGGAAACUUAUCCCGAAGUAGGACUCCGUCUCGUCACUGCUUUCCCACCUCUAGUUUCCAAGGAGCUAUGUUGCGGUACGCACUUGCCAACGACGGGCGCGCUGGGCGAGUUCUGCGUGACUAGUGUCAAGGGAGCUGGCGGGCAAACACCCUGUAUACACGCCCUCACCGGGGAUAAAGCUAAACAGGCUCGCGAACUGUUCUGUCGAGCUGAAAAGCUGGAGCAAGUUAUAGAUCUGGUAGACCCUGACAGGAAGAAGGAGGAGAUCUCUCUCAUUAGGAAUGAACUGUCUUCCCUUUGCGGCACUAGUGGCGCCCCCUAUGGAGAAUACGCUAAGUGUCUGGACCUACUGGACAGUUUCUCCAAGCGAGAGGUCCAUAAAAAUGAUCUGGCUUUGCAUUCAAUGGCGUCGACGGAGAUAUCGGAGGUGGUGUCGCAGGCGGAGCGCGAGGGCCGCCGGUUCGUGGUGCACUUCGUGCGCGUGUCGUACCUGAUGGCGGGCCCGGCCGCGCAGGCCGCGCUGGCGCCGCGCCGCGCGCUGCCCGCCAUGCUGCUCGGCUGCGCCGGCGGGGUACUCGUCGCCGCCUGCUCCGUGCCACCCGAGAUGGUGACGCAGUCGUUCACGGCGCGGACAUGGUUGGGAUGCGCGGCGCGAGUGUUCGGGGCCACGUUACAGGGGGAUGACCACGACCAUACACACGCCAUCAUGACGCCUUCCAAGGUGAGCCUAAUAAACUGCGAGCAACUAGUUCAAGACGCGAUGCGAGUCGCGAUCAAAUUCGCCCAGUCACACAUCAAGGAGAACACGGAACAAUCUAGAAACACGCAGAAUAGACAACAGAAUUGAUGUACGUAAUAACAGACUGACGGUCUUAUUUAUACCAUUAUUAUAAUUUUGGUAACUAUAGCAUGUUUAAUCUCUUUUGUCAAACAUGCAAAAUUAUUAAGAAUUGCGUCUUGCCCACUUUCGAGAGUUCUCGAGUGGUUUCGAGCCGCUACCGGGGCUCAUAAACAUAGCGAAUGACGUCGAGAAGCCAACAGCUUUGCCACUGUUAUAGCUCAAAGGAGUUCUGUAACUGUAACAGGUUAAUCGUUUUAUAAUUUGAAUAUUGUGGUGUGAUUAACGAUGAAAGACCUUAGUAAUUAAUUCCUAGAUUUAGACAACUUUAGUCUAGAAACGUAGACUGGAUAUAGACUAAAUUUGUUAGUCUAUAAAUGGUCAAAGAUUAUAUGUCUUUGUUUUCGGUGAAUGAUUGUUUUAAAACUCUUUAUUCAUAAAUUUGCAUUAAAUUAUGAAGUAUUGUUUAAUAUUUUUGUAGGAAAUUCUGAAUGUUAUACGGAAUUCUUAUAACCGUAAUAAAUUAAACGUAUUGUAUCUAUUUAUUUUCAUUUUUAAACUUUAAAAGAGGAUAUAAAUAAUGAAAGCACAUUGUAAAGCAAAGCAUAUUAGCUAUGUACCAAAAUAUUAUAUUAUGACACGUACGUGUGAUAGUAUUUAGCGAAUAUACUUUACCGCCAGAUAUUUAGCAACAGG
Messenger RNA from Spodoptera exigua (beet armyworm), 4561 nucleotides. The record is from the annotation of a GenBank genome assembly. Lineage: Eukaryota; Metazoa; Arthropoda; Insecta; Lepidoptera; Noctuidae.